AUGGAUAUGCAAUUCCCCGUGUUUCCUGAGGAUGAAUUUGUCCUCUACGCCACCCUCUUGGCCAUCCCAAAUGGUGGUGACAAACUCGAACAUCAUCUUCGCCGCCUUGUCAGGUUGACGCUUAGUGAACCCGGAACUCUCGAUUAUGUGAUCGCGCGCGAUGUCGAAAACACCGAUAUUUUCCACGUUUACGAGAAAUACACCGGCCGCGAAGCCUUCGAGAAGCAUAUUACUGGCCAAGAAUUCAAAGAUUUCGCCGCCGCUGGGCUCCUCGCGAGGCCACCGGCACCGAAGGCGCUCAAGCCACUUCAACCUCUGUAG
This is a messenger RNA of Talaromyces proteolyticus, 321 nucleotides long. RefSeq lists its product as uncharacterized. The record is from RefSeq and is a predicted model, not a curated record. The transcript has 2 exons. Lineage: Eukaryota; Fungi; Ascomycota; Eurotiomycetes; Eurotiales; Trichocomaceae. Bases 1 to 321 code for a protein of 106 amino acids.